Dufourea novaeangliae is the source of this 1072-nucleotide messenger RNA. Its product is annotated as selenocysteine Se-methyltransferase-like. The transcript has 2 exons. NCBI's taxonomy places the organism in Eukaryota, Metazoa, Arthropoda, Insecta, Hymenoptera, Halictidae. Bases 107 to 1072 code for a protein of 321 amino acids. Gene Ontology annotation, molecular function: S-adenosylmethionine-homocysteine S-methyltransferase activity; zinc ion binding. Gene Ontology annotation, biological process: S-methylmethionine cycle. The record is from RefSeq and is a predicted model, not a curated record.
UUGUUGUGUCGCUGGUAUAAUUUAUGUAACUAUAUUUUUGACUGUGAACAACUCAACCUUUUUACGUUGCAACUUCCAAGUCAUUUUGGAUUUAUCUACAGUAAACAUGUCGAACAUUAAGAUUCUGGACGGUGGUUUUGCGACACAAUUGUCGACUCAUGUUGGUGAAAAAAUUGACGGUGAUCCCUUAUGGACAGCCCGAUUUUUAGCAACAAAUCCUGAUGCAGUCUAUGCUACACAUUUAGAUUUUUUAAGAGCAGGCGCAGAUAUCAUAGAAACUAAUACAUAUCAAGCUUCAGUUUCCGGUUUAAUGGAACAUUUGUCUAUAAGUGAGGAGGAAAGUAAAAAUCUAUUACGAGAAGCUGUUAAUCUUGCCAAAAAAGCUGUCAAUGAUUACACUAAAGAAAUAUCAGGAAAUGAUGAAAUUAACAAUAAGAAUCCUUUGAUCGCUGCAUCUUGUGGGCCUUAUGGAGCUAGUUUACAUGAUGGUUCAGAAUAUAAUGGAGCUUAUGGUAAAAUUGUAUCACAUGAAACUAUGAAGCAAUGGCACAAAUCACGUAUUGAUGUUUUGGUAGAUGCUGGUAUUGACUUGUUAGCAUUAGAAACUAUACCUUGUUACCAAGAAGCAGAAGCUUUGGUUGAACUUUUACAAGAAUAUCCAAAUGUGAAAGCAUGGUUCUCAUUUUCUUGUGAAAGAAAUAGUAAAAAUUUAGCAGAUGGGACCAAUUUUCAGGAAAUAGCAACAUGCUGUUAUAAAACGGCUUUACCAGGGCAGAUAAUUGCUGUUGGUGUAAAUUGUCUUGCUCCUAAGGAUGUAACUCCGUUAUUAAAAAAUAUUAACGAAGGUGGAGGAAAUGAAUUUAUUCCAUUAAUAGCAUACCCCAAUAGUGGAGAAAUAUAUACUCCAACAGAAGGAUGGAAAUGGUAUGCAAUUUGUGAUACAGUCGAAAGUUUUAUUCAAGAGUGGUUAGAACUUGGGGUUCAGUACAUAGGAGGUUGCUGCAGAAUGUAUGCAGAAAAUAUAAAGUCCAUAAGGAAGGAAGUAAAUACUUUCAAGAAAAAGAAGCGAUAA